Musca domestica (house fly) is the source of this 1180-nucleotide messenger RNA. RefSeq lists its product as uncharacterized. Lineage: Eukaryota; Metazoa; Arthropoda; Insecta; Diptera; Muscidae. The coding region runs from base 121 to 1065 and encodes 314 amino acids. The transcript is spliced from 2 exons. The record is from RefSeq and is a predicted model, not a curated record.
AUAAUUUCAAAUUUUCUAUUGCCAAACAUUUUUUGGAAACAUCUUGGAGUUUAAAUUUUCUUUCUAUUUCGGUUUCAAAAUAACUCCGAAUUUCCUUUUCAAAUAAAUUAUCUUUAAAGAAUGUACUUAAACUCGGCAAAAACGGGAACUGGGCAAAAAACUAAUGCGGUUAAGCGACAAAAACUGGAUGCAGAAGCAAUAAGAGAUACUGCCAAAAUUAGAUGGAAUGGUAAUACUUCAAAGCCCAUAACUAGAUCGGCUACAACAACAAAACCUACUGGAGUUUCUAAGAAUUCAAUAAAUUCUAAAUUGCCCGGACCUACAAUUACCAUCACUCGAAAACGUACCACAGAUAGUACCGUAAACAAAAACCAUACAAUCAAUUCCAAAUAUGUCGCAAAAAAGAAUUUUAACACUCAAAAUAUUCCAUCAAAACCGGCCACAAAUAAACGUGGAACCCUAAAUCCCGUAGUCAUCAAAUCUAACCUCCCUGCUGCUAUAAAUCGUAAUAUGACGGUAGCUAAGAAGCCUCAAUGGAAUCGCAACAACACCUCAUCGUCUUUGGGGCGAAAAGUUCAACAAAAAGAUAGUAAAACUAUUCAAAAUAUAAUAACCGACUCUGGAGAUAUUGCCAUACAGACCCAAGAAGAAGAAAUUCUAAAUCAUUCUCUAAUAGUGGGUGACAUAAAAUUUCUAAAUCCCUCCAAGCACAUUGUGGAUGAAAUUGAAAAAGGACGCAGAGACUUGAAAAACAAGCAACUGUUGAAAACGAAACGCAAAUUCCCAGAACACUCAGAAAGGCAAGAAGAACAUUUAACCGAUCUGCAGGAAUUCCUUGACAAAUCAUACGUCACCAAAAGGAAAACACCGCGUAAAUCUUGUGACGCCUUUGCAGAGAAUCAAAAACUAAUGCAAAGCAUGGAUCAAUUACUGAACCGAGAAAUGCCCAAAACCGAAUCAAUUGCAGAUAUAAGAGCCCGCAUCAAACGCAAAGAAGAAGAACUGCUAAGUCUCUUCGAUAAUGUCGAAAGUACGGCACGUUUGUUAAUUAAUAGUGGUAAUUGAUUCCAUUUUAUCUUGUCAUCUGAUAUCUGUGUAACAAAACUUUGUGAAGAUGAAAUAUGUAAUUCAUUAUAAAUUGUAUUGUUCCUUUGUUAAUAAUAAUAAAUAAUUGUUGGUA